AUGGGAACCGGUCCACGCAGUCAGUCCUUUCGAGGACAGAGGUCCUCCUAUGGGAAGCUCCUGGAGCCCGGAGGGAGGCCCCUCAAUGGCCAGCUUCGCCGGGCACUGAGCCUCAGACAAGGCCGAGAGAAGUCCAGAACCCAGGGUCUUGAUGGCCACAUGAAAGGACUGGAUGCCCCUGCUCCUGAGCAGCUGCCUGGGAGCCCGGGGGACACAGAGCAGCUGAUUCAAGCCAAGCGUGGAGGCAGCCGGCAGUGGCUGAGGCAGUAUCAGCAGCAGGUGAGGAGACGGUGGGACAGCUUUGUUGCCAGCUUCCCCAGCGUGACCCUGAGUCGGCCAGCAUCCCCAGAACCCCUACUGAGCACCACCGCCAGCUAG
Messenger RNA from Castor canadensis (American beaver), 378 nucleotides. RefSeq names its product chromosome 1 C11orf86 homolog (gene C1H11orf86). Lineage: Eukaryota; Metazoa; Chordata; Mammalia; Rodentia; Castoridae. The record is from RefSeq and is a predicted model, not a curated record.